This is a messenger RNA of Armigeres subalbatus, 2371 nucleotides long. RefSeq names its product Fanconi anemia group M protein-like. The record is from RefSeq and is a predicted model, not a curated record. Gene Ontology annotation, molecular function: four-way junction helicase activity; 3'-5' DNA helicase activity; four-way junction DNA binding. Lineage: Eukaryota; Metazoa; Arthropoda; Insecta; Diptera; Culicidae. Bases 142 to 2145 code for a protein of 667 amino acids. The transcript is spliced from 3 exons. Gene Ontology annotation, biological process: double-strand break repair via synthesis-dependent strand annealing; interstrand cross-link repair.
UCGAUGAUGUAACGUGUUUGAUCCGUUCAUCCCGGUACUGAGAUUUUCGCACGUGUGUGAAAUUGUCGGUUAGUUUGUUGUGAAAAAUCUGCCCAUUAACAGAAAAUAUUUGAAAAGUGGCUUUUGUAAAUCACCGUAACCAUGAAUUCCUCCGCAAGCAUGGAUACCACGCAGGGCUCGAACUGCUCCGGAAGCUCGAUAAUGGAAUCCUUCCUACAGGAAGCUCAACAACAAACGAACGAUCAGCCAAUUCCGGAACCUCCGGAGGUGACACCUCCUGCAGUUGCUCAAAACCCACAUGCCGGUUUCGAUCCUCACGCUGGGACUAACUGGCUGUAUCCGAUCGAUUACACCAGUUCCGAUUAUUUGCCGUUAAUAGCUGAAAAGUGCCUCUACCAUAAUUCCUUGGUUAUCCUUCCAAACAAGACGGAGAAGACGUUCAUAACUGCAAUUACGAUGUAUAAUAUCUACCGUUGGUACCCGCUAGGAAAGGUGAUUUAUGUGGCCCCCAAGAGGCCAUUAAUUGACGAUCAAAAGUUUGCGUGCGAACAGUAUAUGAAGUUCCUGCCAACGGAUGUUGUGGACAUGCAGAUGAAGCCACAUGACCGUACCCGGAUGUGGAUGGCAAAGCGGGUAUUUUUUAUUUCAUCCACAAUGAUGCUGAUGGACAUCAAUCGGGCAGCCCCGGAUAUCCCGCAAGUGAUGGACAAGGUUAAAUUGAUAGUUAUCGAUGAUCCACAGCUGGAGCACAGAGUGCACACAAAGAUUAUUCAAAAGUUUCUAGAGUUUACUAAGAACUUUCGAGUACUGUGCGUUUCGAUGACCUCCGGUAAAACUGUGGAGGCAAGUUUGCUCAAAACAUGGUUGAUUUCCAACAUCGAAUUGCAAUGGGGUAAUCCGCACGAGACGCCGGAGGAUUGGUUGAUGAACAAGAAGGAAAUCAGCAACAUCUGGACGCCACUGGGACUGUCACUGUUGGCACUGCUGGAGGAGUUCAAACAGGUGGCUCGACCAUUUUUGCAAAAACUAGUCACGGCCAAAUUGUUUUCCUGCGGUACGGACUUUGAUCACAUUACCGUGGAAAACGUCCAACGCGAGAGGGCCCGCUACGAGCAGGGUAUUCUGACAGGAAUCAUGCGUAAGGACCAUCACGACGUGAUGAUGAACUUUCACGUGACGCAACGACUACUGGAGGCGUACCACAUUCUGGAGCGGGAGGGAAUCGUGGCCGUGUUGGAGUACUUUCAUCGCGCCAACGACAUACUGGUGCAGGCCGACCAGAACAUGGUGGCCUUCCUGAAUAAGCUCCGGUCGGGAGUUUACAAUACGCCGCAUCCCAAGUUCCGCACGCUGGAGAACUUUCUGAAGGAAUUUUAUCAGAGAAGAAAUGAUGCAAAUAUCUUGAUCGUGGUGGAGCGUUUGGAUGCUGCGGUGGUUAUCCUUCAAAUCCUCCGUCAAGUCCCAGAGUCGAAGCCCAAAAUGAUUGUUGACUCUAACUUUGCUCAUGACGUACAACAGUUCCGGAAUGGUGAAUACAAUACGCUGAUUGUAACGAUCGAGGUCGAACCGGUUCUGGUUCUCGGUAAAGUCGAUCUAAUUGUUUUAUUCAACAUGACGUCUCACCCUAGAGAAUUCCUGGCGCACAUUGCUCGGACACGCGGUGCGGAUCCUGGAGCGAUUGUGACUUUCACAACCGAAGGCGCCGAACAGCUGGAAAUUACGGAUAUUAUUAACACCCGACGCCUAUACUAUUUUGAGAACCGCAACAUACUCCCGAUCGGCGUAGACUUGUCCAACAAGAUGAUGCAAUGUUCGCCGGGGUUGAUUCCACCCGGCUUCCAACCGAAGGGCCGCAAGAUUUUCUUCAACAUCCCAACUGUCAGCGUGGCGGCGGCGCCGCAAGACCAGCCGGGAACCAGCAGCGGCAGCAGCAACGGCUGCAAUGGCACCAAAGUGGAGCCGAUCAGCCCCGCAUCAUCGCCAGGGGUUGGCGCAAGUCAAAAGCGUAAAAUCGUGGAGGUUCUUGCCGACGUUCCGGCUACGUACGAUGUCACCAAUGGGCAAACCUAUUACGAGGUAAUAUCUCUGAAGCAGCAACAAUUGGAAGUUCCGCUGUCGCCGGGACCGGCUUUCAUGCCCACCUAGAUGUGGUGGCUUGUUAUUUUCUGUAAAUUUACAUACUCGAGUUGAUUUUACCGUUUUCAUAUUUUUUAUUUGUUAUUGACCAACUAGUUUCAAGGAAAAAAGCAAACGCCGUAGAUGCGUUAUAAGCUGUAAAAGACGAUACUGAUCGAAUGUAUUAUAUUUUGAGAUUGACUUUAUUAUAAGCAUAUACGAACUUCAAGAAUAAAGUAAAUUACAGUUAAAUGUU